GUUGAGCGUCUGCAGUGAGAGUGUAGCGGCUGGCUGUUUGUCAUGACAGGAGAGGAUUUAACAUUCCUGUGAUCGGGUGUGGAAAUGGAGCAGUCAGAUCCUUCUCCGUUAAAGCGUUUUGUUCAGGCCAAAAAGAAGAUCGGCGAGGUUUUUGAGCAGCUUUUAGUUUACGUUCAGGAGGGAACGGAGUUUGUAAAAGAAACCUGUAAUAAUGAGUCAUUGGAGAAUAUUGCAAACAAGACACAGCUGGAUGAGAUCGAGGCGUACACGAGCCACCUCUUCAAAAUUAAAGAGGUUUUAUCUCGCAAUCACAUGAAGGUGGCCUUUUUCGGCAGAACAAGCAAUGGUAAAAGCACGGUUGUCAACGCGAUGCUGCGUGACCGUGUGCUUCCCAGCGGCAUCGGCCACACCACUAACUGCUUCCUCAGCGUGGAGGGCACGGACGAAGACAAGGCCUUUCUCAAGACCGAAGGGUCCGAGGAGGAGAAAAGCAUCAAGACGGUGAAUCAGUUGGCUCACGCACUACAUAUGGAUGAGAGUCUGGAUGCCGGCUCUCUGGUCAAAGUGUUCUGGCCCAAAACAAAGUGUGCUCUGCUCAGAGACGACCUGGUUCUGGUGGACAGUCCUGGCACUGACGUCACCACACAGCUGGACAGCUGGAUCAAAAAGUUCUGUGAGGACGCGGAUGUGUUUGUGUUGGUGGCCAACUCUGAAUCUACUCUAAUGAACACGGAGAAGCAUUUCUUCCACAAGGUCAAUGAAUGCCUGUCAAAGCCCAACAUCUUCAUCCUGAACAACCGCUGGGACGCUUCUGCUGCCGAACCCGAAUACAUGGAGGACGUGAAUUUACAAAAUAUCUUUACUUAAAGCUGCAGUCCGUAAAUUUUGCCGCACACGGACAGGUGCGUGGACUUCCUGGUGGAGGAGCUGAAGGUUGUGGAUCGCGCACAAGCACCGAAUCGUAUUUUCUUCGUAUCGGCGAAGGAGGUGCUAAACUCGCGGAUGCAGCGGGCGCAGGGUAUGCCAGAGACGGGAGGAGCUUUAGCUGAAGGGUUUCAGGAGCGACUGAAGGAGUUCCAGAACUUUGAGAGAUCGUUUGAGGAGUGUAUCUCGCAUUCAGCAGUGAAAACCAAGUUUGAGCAGCACACAAUCAGAGCAAAGCAGAUCACAGAAACAGUCAGAGACAUCAUGGAUCAAAUCAACAUCGCCGCCGCGGACAAGAGGGUGGUUUCUCUGGAGGAGAGAGAGUAUCUGCUUGACCGACUGGAUUUCGUUCGCAAUCAACUCAACCUGCUCAUCCAGGACAUCAAGAAGAAAAUCAAGGCCAUCACGGAGGAGGUGAAACACAAGGUGUCAGACGCCAUGGCAGAAGAGAUCUGCCGUCUGUCUGUGCUCAUAGACGAGUUUCGUGCAGAUUUCCACCCGUCACCACACGUGCUCAAAAUCUACAAAUCUGAUCUUCUCAGCCACAUCGAGAAGGGCAUGGGCAAGAAUCUGGCCUUCCGCUGUUCUGAUGCAGUAAACGCCUCCGUUCAGUCGUCUCAGCAAAACAUGAUGGAGUGUCUGAUGCCUCUGCUGCCCUCUGCUGCCCAGAGCCAGCUGCACAUGCUCAUUCCCAGCAGGAAGUUUGAGCUCAGCUACGACAUCAACUGUGCCACCCUUUGCUCAGACUUCCAGGAGAACAUCGAGUUCCAGUUCUCCUUAGGCUGGACUGCACUGGUCCACCGUUUCCUAGGUCCCGUCAACGCCAAACGUGCCUUGAUGCUGGUGGAUCAGACCCUACCGCUGACGGUGCCAACCACCCCUUCGGCCCCAGCAGUGGUUCAGUCUCCGGUCCCCAGAUCUCAAGGUCAGAAUCAGCAAUCACUGACGCAGGAAGAACUCAUGAUGUCCAUGGUGAGCAACCUGGCCUCGGUCACUUCCCGCACGUCUAUGAGCGUGAUCAUCGUUGGAGGAGUGGUGUGGCGAACAGUUGGCUGGCGUCUGAUCGCUCUCUCCAUGAGUCUGUAUGGCAUGCUGUACCUGUAUGAAAAACUCACCUGGACCACCAAGGCCAAGGAAAGAGCCCUGAAGAAACAGUUUGUGGAUUACGCCACAGAGAAACUUCAAAUGAUCAUCAGUUUCACCAGCUCAAACUGCAGCCACCAAGUGCAGCAAGAAAUCGGCAGCACAUUCGCUCGACUCUGCCAGCAAGUCGACAUCACCCAGAAGGACCUGGAGAAUGACAUCCAACGCCUCACUGACAAGAUCCAGAAGCUGGAAAGUGUACAUAAGCGAUCCAAAGCGCUUAGACAUAAAGCCACGGCCCUAGAAAAGCAGUUAGAGGAUUUCAGCUCCCAGUAUCUUCGUCCUCAACCCUGAUUCUGUUCACACGGAUACACUGGCUCCUUCCAGAGAGUGAUGUAACUCCUGAAUACUGUUACGCCCUGCUGUUUCGGGAAUUCUCAACUCACCACCAGAUGUUGCAAGGAAUGCAAGGGGAAAAAAUGUUACUAGUAGUUAACACUAAAAUGUGUAUUCUUGAAGUAAAGGUGGUUUCAGUGCGGUUUUGGUUGAGGUUUUCCUGUACAGAGAUUCAGUUUCACUGGUACUGAACUUAAAAACACUAUUUUGUGAACUGUGAAGCUGCCCUAUUAAGCAAAACAUGAGGGUAAAAAGCUGGAAUUUGAAAAUGGAGUCAGUUUUGCUGUUCAGGUUCAGCCUAAUGGAGUCAAAAAAAAUUUCAUACUUAUACUCUGCCUUUUUCACAGAGCCUUUUUAUUCAGAAACAGUUCAUGUCAUCAGACAGGGAAUUCAGAUUUUGUAGAUUUGCCUUUUGAUCACAAAGCCUAUUUUCUAUAUGUUCCUUGGUAGCAGUUUGAAUCAGUAUAACCCAGUGUUAAAAUUCUAUUCUAUUUCUAAACGUAUGUAAAUGUAAUAUCCUGAAAAUAAGUUUCUCCUGUGUAAUAAAAAAA
Messenger RNA from Sinocyclocheilus rhinocerous, 2954 nucleotides. It is a transcript of the gene mfn1b, whose product is annotated as mitofusin 1b. The transcript is spliced from 18 exons. Gene Ontology annotation, molecular function: GTP binding; GTPase activity. NCBI's taxonomy places the organism in Eukaryota, Metazoa, Chordata, Actinopteri, Cypriniformes, Cyprinidae. Gene Ontology annotation, biological process: mitochondrion localization; mitochondrial fusion. The record is from RefSeq and is a predicted model, not a curated record. Gene Ontology annotation, cellular component: mitochondrial outer membrane.